Messenger RNA from Morchella importuna, 606 nucleotides. RefSeq lists its product as uncharacterized. The record is from RefSeq and is a predicted model, not a curated record. The transcript is spliced from 3 exons. The coding region runs from base 1 to 606 and encodes 201 amino acids. NCBI's taxonomy places the organism in Eukaryota, Fungi, Ascomycota, Pezizomycetes, Pezizales, Morchellaceae.
AUGACACCCAACCCAAACAGGACGCACCUCAACUCCGUAAUCACCUCGCGCUCGCACCGCCGCCGCCGGGUCUCCUCCCUAGUCCCCGUCUCGCUCCUCCCCACCCCCAGCUCGAUCGUCAAGACCAACCCGGCCGUCAUCCCGCCGCUCAUAGCCGCAAGACUGAUCAAGAUCAAAGCCGCAGAGGCUCGCGGGCCCACGGUGCCCGAUGAGACAAACACGUACCCGUAUCCGGUAAUUGUGGUGUGGCGUGGGAAGUAUUUUCCGGUGUUCCCGGGGUCGGUGGAUCAUGGGGGGAGGCUCAUGAAUGGUAGGCUGGCGGCUGCGAAGAUGAAUGAGCCGUUGCUGUCGACGGCGUUGUGGGCGAAGAGGCCGGCGUGGGAGAUGUAUGAGGCCAUAAAAGGCAUUCUGAGCGCCGGGUGGGGGUAUAAUAAUUCGAAGGACGAGUAUGUGUUGAAUAUAUGGGGGUAUCAUGAGGAAACAACACUCCUCACAACACUCGACGAUAUCUGUAAGCAAUACUUCCGGACCCAGGUGGACGGGAGCAAGCGGCGCGGCCCGCUGGUGCUGGGAUUUAGGCCGUAUGCGUGGGCGAAGAGAGACUGA